CUCCCAGAAUGCAUUGCGUCGUGUCAACUGACAGUGUGCGGUGUGUUGUUGUAUACUGAUCUUGGAUUUAUCGCGACCCGGGGGGAGCUUGAUCAUUUAUACCACGCGUGUAAUUAUUGCGUUGGACGCUCGCGUUGAGCUCGUGCAGACCAUGAGCGGGAUGAGGACCGCCCUGGCCUCGAUCGGGGUGUUUGGGCUUGUUGGUGUAGGCUACGGCAUGUGGGCCAUCAUUUCACCUGGAGAGGACAGGAAAAGGGAAAUGUUAAAGAAUCUGCCAGAGGCCAACCCCGUCCGGAUGGAGGAGACCAGAAAGAGGAACGCCCUCGUGCUUCAGGCUCUGAAGGAUGCUGCAGAGACGAAUGAAAACAUUGCACGCGGAUACGGUGGCCAGAAAUGAAGGAAUGCGUUUGCACAAAUAUCAUACUCUCACAUGCCAUUAGCAAUCUGUACAUGCAUAGGAGUUUAAACAUGAAGCCAGUGACUUGUUAAAAAAUAAAUGAUCUCCAGAUGCUCCAUGCCCUCACUUGAUGAACACUGCCAUGAAUGGCACGUUCUGUAAGAUUUGCUUUGAUUGUGAUUUCCUUGCUGGAAUAUUAAUCUUGAAAUAGCAGGUGCACUGCGGACCAGUUCAUGAUUUGCUAGUAGCUGGUUUAUGGCUGGUCCAAAAUGGAUCACAUUGUUUAUAUAUUGAUAUAAAUGUUUAUGGAGAUUGUAUAGCAAAUAAAACUUUAAACGUG
Molecule: messenger RNA, 737 nt
Organism: Carassius gibelio (silver crucian carp)
Lineage: Eukaryota; Metazoa; Chordata; Actinopteri; Cypriniformes; Cyprinidae
Product: ubiquinol-cytochrome-c reductase complex assembly factor 3
Exons: 2
Coding region: 152-397 (81 amino acids)
Biological process (GO): mitochondrial respiratory chain complex III assembly
Source: RefSeq, a predicted model, not a curated record